Molecule: messenger RNA, 150 nt
Organism: Glarea lozoyensis ATCC 20868
Lineage: Eukaryota; Fungi; Ascomycota; Leotiomycetes; Helotiales; Helotiaceae
Exons: 3
Coding region: 1-150 (49 amino acids)
Source: RefSeq, a predicted model, not a curated record
AUGGCUUCUUUCACCUCAAUGACCUACGAUAGCGCUAGUACUUCCUACAUGGGCGGUCAAAUGAGUCUCAGUGACCUCUCCAGCUCACACAACAAGCGAUCAGGACGGGGAGACGAUGAUGAUGAUCGUGACAACAAUGGAGGUUCAUGA